UCCGAAUCCAGCCCGCCAAUUUAAAACGACACCAGAGUCUAUCGAACGAUCACCGCUUCCCGUCGGCGGCGAACUUCCGCGAUCUCCUUCUCCGACGAAAUUCUUGGAUCUCUUUCUCCGGAGAAUACUGUUUUGAUUCAUCAGGUGCGCUCCUUAAAGUUCUGCAUAUCUAAAUGGACACACUUUCAACUGAAGAUUCUAUUAUGAAGAGUGCAGAAUUGAUAUCCAAGAAAAAAAGAAAAAGGGCGAGGCAGAAGGCUAACAGAAAGGUAAGACAGCAAAGGUUGGGUCAAAUGCUGAAAAAUCUGGAGGCUCCUAAAAGUGAAGAAAGUUCCGUUGAAGAUGUUGCUAAUUUAGAGAAUUCUGAAGCACAAUUGCCUCCUCUAGGACAUCUGCAAAAACAAACAGAAUCGACCACAACUCUUUUGGAAAGGAGUCCUGUUAAGAAAAAAAGAAGAAAGAAAAGAAGUGGGAUGAAGGCGUUGGACAAAAAAGUUGACCCUUGUAGCAUGGAUCAGAACAAUGUUCCCUCAAAUCCAAGCCCGCUGGAUAAUAAGCAUGGAGACGUAGAAAAUGGCAAUCCAAAUAUUUCCAUUGAAGUCGUGGCUGGUUUAGAGAAUUCUGAUGCUCAAUUGCUUCCUCUAGGACAUCUAGAAAUGCAAACAGAAGCGACCACAACUCUUUUGGAAAAGAGUCCUUUUAAGAAAAAGAGAAGGAAAAAAAGAAGUACGAUAAAGGCGUUGAACAAUUCAGAGUUAACCAUGCAAGUUCAGUCAGCUCCCAUAAGUCCAGAUGAUUUCUGCAUGAUGAGGGGUUCUCAUUUGAAGAGAAAACUUCUCAUCCUUGAUGUUAAUGGGCUACUUGCAGAUGUAGUCCAUCCACCGCCAAAAGAUUGCAAGGCUGAUGCAUGUUUCGCAAGACGGGCAAUAUUUAAGAGACCGUACUGUAAUGAUUUUCUGAAAUUUUGCUUUGAAAGAUUUGACGUGGGCAUCUGGUCUUCUAGAUCCAAGAAGAUCAUAGUUAAAGUUGUUGAUUAUUUAUUGGGAAACAUGAAGCAAAAGUUGUUAUUUUGUUGGGAUAUGUCGCAUAGCACUCAGACAAUGUUUAAGACACUUGAGAACAAGCAUAAGCCCUUGGUUUGCAAGGAGCUGAGCAAGGUGUGGGACAGAUAUGAUCCCAAUCUACCAUGGGAAAGAGGGGAUUAUGAUGAAUCAAAUACUUUACUAGUGGAUGAUUCUCCCUACAAGGCCUUGCUAAAUCCGGUGCACACUGCAAUAUUUCCUCAUUCCUACAACUUCAAGGCCAAGAAUGAUAAUUCACUAGGCCCUGGAGGUGAUCUGCGAACUUAUUUGGAAGAGUUAUUAAAAGCGGAACAUGUACAGAAAUAUGUAGAGCAACAUCCAUUUGGUCAGCGGGCAAUUGAUCAGACAAACUCAGACUGGAGUUUCUACUCUGAUGUUCUUUGUAGUCUGCUUGGUCCGCGAACAAUUGAUCAGACAAGCUCAGAAGAGUUAUUAAAAGCUUAAAUUCUUGGUCUGCACUAAUAUAAAUUAUAUGUGAUAGAGACUUGCUGCUAACGUCUUGGGAUGAUCUCGUUUGUGGAGCUGAGACUUGGUUUCACAUUUUUGGGAAUUUAAAGCAGAUGACUGGUCUGAGAUGUGUAACAAUCACGACAAAUGUGGACUGCUGCAGCUAGAAUCUUUUUUGAGCUCAUACGCGGUCUUAUCCUUAAAAGGGUCUUCGUUAAUUGUUUUGACAUGUUAUCUUGUAACAUUAUCCAGUUAACUUAUUUCCUCUCCCUCUUUAGUUUUUUUUGGGGGGAAAUUGUUUUUGUAGCCUAUACUGUUGUUCCUCCUGUUGAAUUUGUAAUAUUAUAUGCUUUUUUUCAUGACAAUACUGUCUAUUUUGUGGCAAUGGUGAUUUUGUAGCUUCAGAUGGGAGAAUGAAUGCAUUUAUACA
This is a messenger RNA of Solanum tuberosum (potato), 1959 nucleotides long. RefSeq lists its product as uncharacterized. The transcript has 7 exons. The record is from RefSeq and is a predicted model, not a curated record. NCBI's taxonomy places the organism in Eukaryota, Viridiplantae, Streptophyta, Magnoliopsida, Solanales, Solanaceae. Bases 174 to 1526 code for a protein of 450 amino acids.